AAAAAAAAAAAACAUGAGUGCUUAACAUAUGUGCUUGCUAGUGCUAGCAGCCAUCCUUACCAAUAUCUCUUUCACCACUCCCAAUAUACAACAAGCAUUCAUUUAAAAAAUAAAAAAUAAAAACCACUCCCACCACCUCAAAAUCUUCCAAAAACACACACACUUUCUGUAAAAAAUAAAAAAAUAAAAAUGGACGGCACAGGAGUGGUGGCAGUGUACGGCAACAACAACAACAACAACAACAACAACGGAGCAACAGCCACCAUAACUGAAACCAACAACAACAAAAAAUCAACAUUCUCCGUAAAAGUCGGGCUAGCCCAAAUGCUACGUGGCGGCGUAAUAAUGGACGUAGUAAACGCAGAACAAGCCCGAAUCGCAGAAGAAGCAGGUGCAUGUGCAGUAAUGGCAUUGGAGCGGGUCCCAGCCGAUAUCCGGGCCCAAGGGGGUGUGGCAAGAAUGAGUGACCCACAAUUAAUUAAGGAAAUAAAAAAUGCGGUGACAAUUCCUGUAAUGGCAAAAGCGAGAAUCGGGCAUUUUGUGGAGGCCCAAAUAUUGGAAGCAAUUGGGGUUGAUUAUAUUGAUGAAAGUGAGGUUUUGACAUUGGCUGAUGAUGUGAAUCAUGUAAGUAAACAGAAUUUUGGAGUGCCGUUUGUUUGUGGGUGUAGGAAUCUUGGUGAGGCUUUGAGAAGGAUUCGUGAAGGUGCUGCUAUGAUAAGAACUAAAGGCGAGGCUGGAACUGGUAACAUAAUAGAAGCAGUGAGACAUGUUAGGUCUGUGAUGGGAGACAUUAGGGUUCUGGCAAACAUGGACGAUGAUGAGGUGUUCACUUUUGCAAAGAAAAUUGCCGCCCCAUAUGAUUUGGUGAUGCAGACUAAGCAACUCGGGCGGCUCCCAGUGGUACAGUUUGCUGCAGGUGGUGUGGCUACUCCAGCUGAUGCAGCUCUGAUGAUGCAGUUGGGAUGUGAUGGUGUUUUUGUUGGCUCGGGUGUUUUCAAGAGCGGUGAUCCUGCUCGUAGAGCACGUGCUAUUGUUCAGGCGGUGACGCAUUACACUGACCCAAAGAUGCUUGCAGAGGUGAGUUGUGGGUUGGGUGAAGCCAUGGUCGGGUUAAACAUUGACAAAAAUGUUGAAAGGUAUGCUAAUCGGUCCGAGUAAUCAAGACUUGCAAGGGGAAGGUUAUAAAUUUGGUUUAUUUAGGUUCUGGGAUUUUAGUAAAAGUGUUUUGUGAUUUAAAACAAACAUUGAUAUACAACUGUGGUUCAAUGUUUUAUUUCUUCACUAUGCAAUCAAAGGUUUGAUUUAAUUA
Molecule: messenger RNA, 1309 nt
Organism: Erigeron canadensis
Lineage: Eukaryota; Viridiplantae; Streptophyta; Magnoliopsida; Asterales; Asteraceae
Product: probable pyridoxal 5'-phosphate synthase subunit PDX1
Exons: 2
Coding region: 190-1158 (322 amino acids)
Biological process (GO): pyridoxal 5'-phosphate biosynthetic process; pyridoxine biosynthetic process; amino acid metabolic process
Molecular function (GO): amine-lyase activity
Source: RefSeq, a predicted model, not a curated record